AUGGCCAGAAGAAAUCUGACCACUGUAACAGAGUUCAUUCUUGUUGGCUUCACAGAUCACCCUGAACUGAUGAUUCCUCUUUUCCUGGUGUUUCUCAGUUUCUAUCUCAUCACUCUUCUAGGAAAUGUGGGGCUAAUUAUUCUAAUUCAAGUGGAUGCUCAACUCCACACCCCUAUGUACUUCUUUCUGAGCCACCUUGCUCUUCUGGAUGCCUGCUAUGCUUCAGUAAUCACUCCUCAGAUCCUGGCUACAUUGGCCACAGGCAAGACAGUCAUCUCCUAUGGCCGCUGUGCUGCCCAGUUCUUUUUCUUUACCAUCUGUGCAGGCACAGAGUGUUACCUGUUGGCCGUGAUGGCCUAUGACCGCUUUGUUGCCAUUAGCAAUCCAUUGAGAUACAACAUGGCUAUGACACCAGGCACCUGCAGGGGCUUGUUGGCUGGGGUCUACAUCUGUGGGGUGUCAGGGGCCAUUCUGCGUACCACAUGCACUUUCACCCUUUUCUUCUGUGAUGACAAUCAGAUCAACUUCUUCUUCUGUGACCUCCCGCCCCUGCUGAAGCUUGCCUGCAGCAGCAUGACACAAAGUGAGAUUGCCAUCCUUUUUUUUGCAAAAUUAAUGUUCCUGGCCAAUGUCAUGAUCAUCCUGGUCUCCUACAUACUCAUCAUUAGAGCCAUCCUGAGGGUGAAGUCUCCUGGUGGGCGUGCCAAGACUUUCUCCACCUGCACCUCCCACCUCACCACUGUUGUCCUCUUCUUUGGGACACUUGCCUUCAUGUACCAGAGAAGUAACUCAGAUAAAUCCCCAGAGGAGGACAAGAUCGUGUCUGUCUUUUACACUGUGGUAAUCCCUAUGCUAAAUCCCUUGAUCUACAGUCUCCGAAACAAAGAUGUAAAAGCUGCAUUUAAAAAAAUCACAGGUAAACUCCAGUUUCCAAGAGCUGUUGCUUUAGGUGAGGGUUCUUCAUCCUGA
This is a messenger RNA of Tupaia belangeri chinensis (Chinese tree shrew), 969 nucleotides long. Its product is annotated as olfactory receptor 9I1. Gene Ontology annotation, cellular component: membrane. Gene Ontology annotation, molecular function: G protein-coupled receptor activity; olfactory receptor activity. The record is from RefSeq and is a predicted model, not a curated record. The transcript has a single exon. The coding region runs from base 1 to 969 and encodes 322 amino acids. Gene Ontology annotation, biological process: G protein-coupled receptor signaling pathway. Lineage: Eukaryota; Metazoa; Chordata; Mammalia; Scandentia; Tupaiidae.